This is a messenger RNA of Sciurus carolinensis (gray squirrel), 1845 nucleotides long. It is a transcript of the gene Junb, whose product is annotated as JunB proto-oncogene, AP-1 transcription factor subunit. The record is from RefSeq and is a predicted model, not a curated record. Gene Ontology annotation, biological process: regulation of transcription by RNA polymerase II; regulation of cell population proliferation; regulation of cell cycle. The transcript has a single exon. Gene Ontology annotation, molecular function: transcription factor binding; RNA polymerase II cis-regulatory region sequence-specific DNA binding; DNA-binding transcription factor activity, RNA polymerase II-specific. NCBI's taxonomy places the organism in Eukaryota, Metazoa, Chordata, Mammalia, Rodentia, Sciuridae. Bases 294 to 1337 code for a protein of 347 amino acids. Gene Ontology annotation, cellular component: transcription regulator complex.
CAGCGGCUGGGACCUUGAGCGCGGCCAGACAGCCUCGGAGCCAGCAGGGAGCAGGGAGCUGGGGGAAGCGAAGCCGAGAAUUCCAGCGCGCCAGAGAGGGUGAGAGGGGCUCGGGAAGCAGGACAGAGCUUUCGCUCAAGGCUGCCAGCUGGCUGCCCCUGGCCAGUGCCGGCCCCUCAGGACGCGCGACCAGACACCCAAUCCCGCCACUGCCGCGGACAGCUCGGCACCAGCCGGAGCGAGGCCCGGGGCGGCCCCGCAGGGACCCUCCCCAGACCGCCUGGGCCGCCCGGAUGUGCACUAAAAUGGAACAGCCUUUCUACCACGACGACUCAUACGCAGCGGCGGGAUACGGUCGGGCCCCUGGCGGCCUCUCUCUACACGACUACAAACUCCUGAAACCCAGCCUAGCGCUCAAUCUGGCGGACCCCUACAGGGGUCUCAAAGCGCCCGGGGCACGGGGCCCCGGCCCGGAGGGCAGUGGUGCGGGCAGCUACUUUUCCAGUCAGGGCUCCGACAACAGCGCAUCUCUGAAGCUCGCCUCCUCGGAGCUGGAGCGCCUGAUCGUCCCCAACAGCAACGGCGUGAUCACGACGACGCCCACACCCCCGGGACAGUACUUUUACCCCCGCGGGGGUGGCAGCGGCGGAGGUGCUGGGGGCUCAGGGGGCGGCGUCACCGAAGAGCAGGAGGGUUUCGCCGACGGCUUUGUCAAAGCCCUGGACGACCUGCACAAGAUGAACCACGUGACGCCUCCCAACGUGUCUCUGGGCGCCAGCGGGGGCCCACCGGCCGGGCCCGGGGGCGUCUAUGCUGGCCCGGAGCCACCUCCUGUCUACACCAACCUCAGCAGCUACUCCCCGGCCUCCGCAUCCUCCGCAGGCGCCGGGGCCACAGUCGGGACUGGGAGCUCAUACCCGACGGCCACCAUCAGCUACCUCCCACACGCACCACCCUUUGCGGGUGGCCAUCCCGCGCAGCUGGGCUUGGGUCGCGGCGCCUCCACCUUCAAGGAGGAACCGCAGACCGUGCCGGAGGCGCGCAGCCGCGACGCCACGCCACCAGUGUCCCCCAUCAACAUGGAAGACCAGGAACGCAUCAAAGUGGAGCGCAAGCGGCUGCGGAACCGGCUGGCGGCCACCAAGUGCCGGAAGCGGAAGCUGGAGCGCAUCGCGCGCCUAGAGGACAAGGUGAAGACACUCAAGGCCGAGAAUGCGGGCCUGUCGAGUACAGCCGGCCUCCUCCGGGAGCAAGUAGCUCAGCUCAAACAGAAGGUCAUGACCCAUGUCAGCAACGGCUGCCAGCUGCUGCUCGGGGUCAAGGGACACGCCUUCUGAGCGCAUCCCCCACCCCCGAAUGGACACCCCCCAGCCUGGACGGCUGGGUGCACGCCUCCCACUGGGGGCGAGGGGGCAGGCGGUGGGCACCCGCCCUGAGGCCUGGGAUGCCGCAAACCACACUGGACUCCGGCCCGCCAGCUUUGCGCCCAGUCCUUUCACCUCGACGUUUACAAGACCCCUUCCACGUUUUUUUGUUUUUUUUUUUUGUAUUUUUUUUUCUGUUGGAAACAGACUCGAUUCAUAUUGAAUAUAAUAUAUUUGUGUAUUUAACAGGGAGGGGAGGGAGGGGGCGAUUGCGGUGGAGCUGGCCCCGCCGCCCGGUACUCAAGCCUGCGGGGACACUAGGGAGGGGACCCCCGCCCCCUGCACUCCCCCUCUGCACCGUACUGUGGAAAAGAAACACACACUUGAUCUCUAAAGAGUUUAUUUUAAGAUGUUUGUGUAUGUGUGUGUUGUUCUUUUUAUUGAAUCUAUUUAAGUAAAAAAAAAAAAGGUUCUUUAUUAA